AUAAAACGGCAGAGUAUUUUCCGGAAUGAUGCAAACUUUCGUUGCAAGCAUACUGCGCUGUGCUUAAUAAAAUUAUCUCCUAAAUUUUAAUUAGGUCUAUUACCCUUGUACCUAAAACUAAAAAGAUAAAGAUUCUUUCAUCAAAAUCAAAUAUGGCUGAAAAUGCAAAGGGGAGCAUAAAAACCCCUGGGACUAAAAAGACCCCUGAAGUGAAGAAAACCCCUGAAUCAAAGAAAACCCCUGAAGGAAAAAAGACUCUUGAAACUAAAAACACACUUGAAACUAAAAAGACCCCUGAAGGAAAAGAGACCCCUGAAACAAAAGAGACCCCUGAAACAAAGAAGACCCCUGAUCAUGUCGAGGGUAAGAAAAAACAUAAGCAGAAGAAGCCAAAAGCGGAAAAGAAAACAGACAAUGCCAUAGCUCCUGUACUAGCCAGUGUUCCUGAACCCAAAAUUGGUACAACAGAAAAAGCAGUGGUGGACACUGCCCAGCAAGAAAAUAAUUCAACUACAGAGCAGAAAUCAAAAGAACAGUUAAAAGCUGAAAGAAGAGCAAUACAGGAAGCUCAAAGGGCAGCUAAAGAGGCCAAAAAAGUAGAGGACUGUCCAGCACAGAGCAAAGGUAGUUCUGGCAAGGACAAAGAUUCAGUUAUAGUUACAGACCAGAUUAAAAGCACAGGAGAUAAAAUAGGAGAAUCCAACAAUUCAGAGCAAAAAUCCAAAGCACAGCUUAGGGCAGAGAGGAGAGCCAUUCAGGAGGCUCAGAGGGCGGCCAAAGAAGCAAAAAAAGUAGAGAGCACUCCAGCCCCUACCACUGCCAACACUGUUGCUGCAGUAAAGAAGGAGGUAACUAAGGAUAAAACAGUUGAGAAAAAACCUAAGAAAGCUACACCCAAAAAGGAGGUGGUGCGAACUAGGAAAGACAUAGAAAUAAUUGGCAAAAACCUGAAGGUAGAUAAUAAAGUUCUGGAGCUGGGCCUUCAGUAUUUUAGUCAUGACAUCAUUGGAGCUAAUGCAAGGUGUGUCGCCAUGUUGAAAACACUACAAGAGGUGAUUGGUAACUACAAAACACCAGACAAGCACAUCUUGUCUAGAGAUAUAGAAAAAAGCUGCAUCAACCCCUGCCUAGAAUAUUUCAACCAAUGCCGACCUCUAAGUAUAAGUAUGGACAACGCAAUCAAAUACCUAAAAUACUACAUCAGUUUGCUGCCUGAUAACAUGAAAGAUGAAGUGGCCAUCAAUAACCUUCAGGCAUUGAUUGAGAGGUUUUAUAAUGACAAAAUACAAAUAGCAGCUGUAGCCAUUGCUGAAUAUGCCACAGGAAAGAUAAACAAUGAUGAUGUCAUCUUAGUUUAUGCAGGGUCCUCUCUAAUAAUGCAAGUUUUAACAAGAGCACACAAGGCAGGCAAACGUUUUCGUGUGAUUGUUGUUGAAGGCAGGCCACGCACAGAAGGUAAAACAAUGCUACGUUAUCUAGUACGCUGUGGAAUACCUUGUUCCUAUGUCUACAUCGGCUCUGCAACGUAUGUCAUGAGUCAGGUGACCAAAGUUUUCCUGGGUGCUGCCGCCAUGUUUGCCACAGGUGACAUGUACUCCAGGUGUGGCAACUCCAUCAUUGCCGCUCUGGCCAAGGCCAACAAGAUCCCAGUCCUGGUCUGUUGUGAGACGUACAAGUUCACAGACAAGGUCCAGCUCAGCUCUGGGGAUAAUAAUUUACAUGCCACAACAGAUCUGGUCAAAAUCGGCAACAGAAUCCCCAUCCUCUGCAACCACCAGCAGCUGGGUCUGGGGCUGUCCAACAUCAUGUACGACCUCACGGGGUCCAAGUACAUCACCUGUUUGAUCAGCGAGCUGGGCGUGGUCAUCAGCACGGCCGUCCCUGCCAUCCUCAGGCGGCAGGAAGAUUUGCUGGAGACUGUCUUCCCUGUCUUGGAUGUGUCUUGAAACCAUAGUAACGCAGUGUGGUAUUUAUAAUGAAUGGGUCACUUUUUAUAUUACGAUGGACUGGAUUUGUAUAUGAGAUUGUCGUAAAUAGAACUUUAGGGCCAAAUAAGUAGUUUUGAAAAACUAUUUAUUUUAUAGUGAUUAUGAGACGAAUCGUUUUUUUUGAAAGAAAUAAUUUCGAUACAGAUUUCAAAUUUGCUUCAUUGCCUGGUGCAUUGAGUCACUUAUACACCUGUAGUUGAUUUUUGUGACCAAUCAUUAAACAUUUUUAACUCUGAUUUCAAUGGUGUGACAACUGUUGGGAAUCCAACCAUUAUCCUUGUGUAAUGAUAAAUUUACUGUUAAUUAUGUGUAAAAGAUAGCUCUGAGAAAUAUCAAAUAUCAAGUCUGACUUCUGAAUACCAUCUGUAUUUGUAUAAGACAAUCUGAUCACAUUAAGUUAGAUAUUUUUUAAAUUGCCCCAUGGAAAUGUGCUCUCAAAUGAGUAAUUUAUUGGAAAUAACUAUAAUCUUUAAAACUAAUAUAUUAGAAAUAACUAAAUUCUUAAAAAUUAAUUUAUGAGAAAUAAAUAAAAUCUUAAAAAAUAAUUUAUUAGAAAUAACUAAAAUCUUCAAAAAUUAAUUUAUUAGAAAUGAAUAAAAUCUUAAAAAGUAAGUUAGUAGAAAUAAUUAAAAUCUCAAAAACUGUUGUCCCAGAUGACCUCCUCAGCUUUGGAUCAAAACGGUUGGAGGUGCACAAAGUGACUCAUUCCAUCAUGUAGUGUCAAAAUGUUAUUAGAUGUUUCUGUUGUUUAUACAUGAUCAUAAUUUCUCGUAUUAUAUAUAAUUUGUUUGUUGCUAUUUGUUUAUUUGUACAAAAAUCUAAUGUCUUUUGCAUUGAUAGAAAUUUCUAUGUAUAGUACGAACUGAUUUGUGAGUAUACAAUCCACAAAAUUUGUCAUAAGACACACAAUAUCUUUUUUUUUAAGUUUACAAACUGCUGUUGCUCUUUCUUGUGAUGUAUCAUUUCAGGCAUUAUGUGUAUUAUUUGGGGCAUACUGUUAAGGGUAUACUGAUAUUGGCGUACUGUCUGAGGUGUUUACAUAGUGAUGAACUUAUUGGGGCAUAAUGUUUGUAUGUGGUGGACUAUUUGGGGCAUAUGGUUAGUGGCUUAUCAAAUGUGACAUACGGUUGGUGACAUACUAUUAAGUUAAUUAAGGUUGUUAUGUAGUGUUAGUGGCAGAUUUACUAUUGCUAAUACCAGGGUUUAGCAUUUCCAGGGACAGCCUCAUGUCGCUCAUUCUACAAAUCAAUUUGUCUUGUUGGAUAUAAAUCAAAAAUAUUAUUUAAUCUAAGAAUAAGAAUAAAGAAUAUACAUCGGAAUUAUGUGUAGUUUUGGUCUGCUAAUUAAAGUAUAAAAUGCAUAGAGCAAAACUUAGAUUGUGGUUCAUUAAAUUAAUGUAAACAGGCAGAGUUGAUUGGAUCAACUCCUGACUGUUGGGCCUGUGUAACAUGCUGUUUUCUUUUACUUUGAAACUAUUUGACUCCUGUAUAAAUCAAUGUGUUGUGGGACUUGAGUUAAUAAUGCUCUUAUAUUAGCUUGUAUUAUUUGUAGAAAAUUAAAAGUUGUAACUUGAGUGAAUGAUGCUCUUAUUUUAGCUUGUAUUAUAUGUAGAAAAUCACAAAUUGCAAACACUUCUAGUAUCUUUUUUUUUCAAAAGUCAAAAUUUUGAUUCUUCUAUGAAUCAAACUGAAUAUAUUAGUCAACCUGCUAUCUCUUUGUUUGUUAAAUUCAAUGUUCUGUUUUUUUGAAGCACUGAGAUGUAAAACAAUUUAUUCAAGCAUAAGUUAUUUUGUUAGUUAAAAGUAAUAAAUAAAAGUCUGGAUAAAAAAAUUCAAAAUGUUCAACAAAAUUAAAAGUUGUCUGUUUUUAACUUUAAAGCAGACAUAAUCAAUAGUUCUUAGCAUAACAAGACUGAGAUACCAAGUCUAUAUUUUAUACUAGUCUCUCUUGUAUUUAACUUAUGCUCUGUGGUAACUGAUGAUGUUUUCAACUAGAACAUUGAUUUAAAUUUUUAUUGUCGUUAAUGCUAUCCCAUGUGUUUAUAUGACUUGUCUUGUAUCAAGAUCUACAAAAACUCCCUUAAAAUUAUCUUUUAUUGAGUUUUAUGUAAGUAAUGAAAAAUAAGUUUUGGUUUUGGUUAAGAUUGCAAUUUUUUUAUAUAUAGACGGAAAUAAUUUAAUUUACUUAGUACAUAAUAAAUAAUAAUUUGAUUGGUCAAAUUUCAUGAAAAACAUUUUGAAU
This is a messenger RNA of Physella acuta, 4229 nucleotides long. RefSeq names its product translation initiation factor eIF-2B subunit delta-like. The record is from RefSeq and is a predicted model, not a curated record. Lineage: Eukaryota; Metazoa; Mollusca; Gastropoda; Physidae.